This is a messenger RNA of Lonchura striata (white-rumped munia), 923 nucleotides long. It is a transcript of the gene UNG, whose product is annotated as uracil DNA glycosylase. Gene Ontology annotation, biological process: base-excision repair, AP site formation via deaminated base removal; base-excision repair. Gene Ontology annotation, molecular function: uracil DNA N-glycosylase activity. NCBI's taxonomy places the organism in Eukaryota, Metazoa, Chordata, Aves, Passeriformes, Estrildidae. The record is from RefSeq and is a predicted model, not a curated record. Gene Ontology annotation, cellular component: nucleus; mitochondrion.
AUGAUCGGGCAGAGGACGCUGCACUCCUUCUUCAGCCCCGCGCCGGCCAAGAAGCGCGGCCGCUCCCCGGAGCCGGGCGGCGAAUCUGAGGUGAGCGCCGCCAAGAAGGCGAAGGAAGCCGGCGACCAAGCGAGCCAAGGUGCGCUGAGCGCGGAGCAGCAGGAGCGCAUCCGCAGGAACAAGGAGGCGGCGCGGCAGCUGCUGGCGGAGCGCAACGUGCCCCCGGGCUUCGGCGACAGCUGGCGGCGGCAGCUGGCCGGGGAGUUCUCCAAGCCCUACUUCAUGGAGCUGAUGGCGUUCGUGGCCGAGGAGAGGAAGCGCUACACGGUGUAUCCGCCCCCCGAGCAGGUCUUCACCUGGACGCAGAUGUGCGACAUCUGGGAUGUAAAGGUUGUUAUUUUGGGACAAGAUCCAUACCAUGGACCUAAGCAAGCUCACGGACUCUGUUUCAGUGUCCAGAAACCUGUUCCACCUCCCCCCAGCUUGGAGAAUAUUUACAAGGAGCUCUCUGAGGACAUUGAGGGCUUCACCCACCCUGGCCAUGGGGACCUGACAGGCUGGGCCAAGCAAGGAGUGCUCCUGCUCAACGCUGUGCUCACGGUUCGGGCUCACCAGGCCACGUCCCACAAGGAGAGGGGCUGGGAGCAGUUCACGGAUGUCGUGGUGUCCUGGCUCAACAAGAACCUGCACGGGCUUGUCUUCAUGCUCUGGGGAGCCUAUGCCCAGAGGAAAGGCAGCUCCAUCGACAGGAAGCGUCACCACGUCCUGCAGACGGUUCAUCCCUCGCCCCUCUCUGUCAACAGAGGGUUUUUUGGCUGCCGGCACUUCUCCAAGACUAAUGAAUUCCUCAAGAAAUCUGGGAAGAAGCCCAUCGACUGGAAAGCACUCUGAGCUGGGGCUGAGGCUUGGGAGCAGCCCCUGGG